AAUACAUUUCGUUGAAAGACUAGUGACGUUGGACUCACGCUCUAAAUAUUCCUACGGUACUGGAACGCGUCGCCGGGUUGCACUGCAUACGCGCAGUAGUGGAGAGGGAAGAUGGCGGAGAGUAAUGUCGAGCCGGAGCACGAAUGGAGCGAUCGGGCCCUGGACUCCGAUUCGGACACUUUGGUGGCAAUGGAGACCCUGCUCGCCACGCUGAGAGCCUUCGAAGACCUGCUCAGGCAGCAGGAGAUAUCCAUAACGUCGUCGACGGAUUACUGCGACAACUUUUGUCAGGCGCUGAUGCAUUAUGCUGGGAUCCGAAACUCAAUGGAACACGGCUUGUCUCUUUUGGAGGUCUACUGUCUGUCCAUAAACUGUUUUGCUGAAGCACGGUCUCACCUGACACCAGAGUCUGACAGAGUCCCGCUUGUUUUAAAGAGGCUGGCGUUGAGCUGUUUUGAGCUGUUUCUUUCUGUGCCUGAAAAUCAUAUCCCCUAUGAAGCCUGGCUUCAGUUCCACCAGUCUGUUCAGAUUGCACACACCACCUUAAUACAAUAUGGCAGCUCAGACCUUCAAGCGUUACUACAGAUCACUGGAGAAGGGGGCCCAUGGAACAACAUGGUUCUCUCCUCCCUCCUCACAGGCCAGCCCACCACCACAGAAGAUGUCAAUGCUUACAUUUGCCUGGAGGGCGAGGGCUUCAUGGAGAUGCGGGUGAAGCAUCUGGAGAAGAUGGGCGAGCUUGCCAAGGCUGUGGUUUUGGCCAAAGCUUGCUCUGAAUGCAGCUCUCUCACGAACCAGGCGAACUUUCGGCAGAUAUUCGUCUCCUUGCUUUGUCAGCUGCUGCCAAAUGAAGAGGCCAUCUUAGAGAUAUCUAAGCUUGAUGGCAAGGAAGUGCUAGAGAUGACCUCUACUUUGGAGACAGAUGGUGAGGAGAACACAGGUUUCAUCUUGUGUACAACAUUUCUGACCCACCAGCUGCAGCAGCAGAGCCCUCACUGUUCUUGGGAGUUGUUUCAAAUGUGGAGUAAACUUCAGAAAAGAAUAGAUCCUUCGUUGGUGUCUCUUCUCGAACGCUGCCUUCAGUUGGGUGCUAUUGCCAAAACGGUCAACCAUUUGCUUCACCUCGUCCGAGUGAUUCAGACAGAGACUAAGGAGUUUGGAGUUGCUGCUUCUUUAGAACUCUGUGUCAAAGCCCUCCGACUUCCAAAGCAAGACGAAUCGGAGAUGUUGAUCGUGGUCUGCAAGGCGGUGUCUUACCUGCUCCAAGAAGAUCUUGAAGUCCUUCGUGCCUGCCUGCUGACAGAGUUCCUCCUUGGACCCACCCAGCAGGUCUUCAGCAGCUUGGAGGAGCUGUACUUGCGCCCCGAUCAGAAGGUGGAUGAAGACAGUACAUAUAUUCCCACCUCCCUACGCUGUGAACUUUUAUUUGCACUUAAAGCGUUUUGGCCUUUUGACCCAGAAUUUUGGGACUGGAAAACUCUGAAGCAUCACUGCGUGGCCCUGCUGUCCAAGUCAAGAGGAGACACAGAGGUCAACAAACAAGAAACGGCUUCACCGCAGAGGCCGGAGACGCACAAAGUGGGAGUGACUGACAGCACCUUAAGUAGCACAUGUAUCGAUGAUGAGCAGCAGGAUGAACCAGAGUCAAAGAGGAUGAAGUUCUGCUGUCAGAUUUGUAAGAGACCUCUGUCCGACAGUCAAGUCGUUCACCACUCGAAGAGACAUUCAGAGGAGGGCAGCCACUCCUGCCCACUCUGCUUGGUGAAGUACAGCAGCAGAAAGGAACUUAUCCCCCACAUCAAUCAACACUUGCAGUCACAUGACCUGCGUCAUCCAAACGCUGAUGUCAAAUUGGAACCCGUUCAGACAGCCGACGACGACAUCGAACCCGGCGAGAUCCCGGUGGACCCUUCGUUGAUGCUAUACUACAAAACCACGAAUGAUCCGAAUGUUCUGGAGCAUAUCGUGCAGAAAGCCAAGUCGAUGAAGGAGAAGCAGGCGGAGGACGAUGAGCAUGUGACGUUGGAGUACAUUCAUCAAAACUAUCACUUCCAGAACAGGGAUGAGUACCCGUGCCCGGGAACCGGCUGCCCUCGGGUUUUUAAGCAUUCAAAGUACUUGUAUGUCCAUUUGAAGUCUGAGCACCGGGGCGACGAGAACGUGAAGCACUUCCACCAAAUGAGGGAUAAACGGGAGAAGUGUGUUUUUUGUAGACGCCACCUGGUCUCGCCUUACCAUCACCGCAAACACACCAAGAUUCACUAUGGCGAGCAGCCGUUCCUUUGCUUGGUUGUAGGUUGUGGAGCCCGGUUUAGAUCGUCGAACGAACUGGUUACUCACAAGCAAAUUCAUGGCUUCCACCUCAACUACCAGUGCGAGCUGGAAGGCUGCGACGUCACCUAUUCCGACCUGGGUCAGAUCUAUCACCACGAGGCGCAGCACUUCAGAGACGCUGCCUUCACCUGCACGAGCCCCAAGUGCGCUAAGUUCUAUUUUUCCAAAAAGGAAUUUGUCGCUCACCUGUCCACACACAACAUCACGUUCACUGAGGAGGACUUUGAGGCCCAGAAGAAGGAGAAGCAGAAGAUUGCGCGGCGGGCCGUUCAGGCGGUCGAGAGGCCGAGGUUGAGUGAAGCACAAGAUCGGGCCAACGGGGAUGUUCAUAGUUUCUCCUAUCCAGGGAGUUGUGCGUCGUCAGUUGUGUCAGAGUACAAAGAAAGGAAAAGAACUAUGACCAUGGUGGCGGUGUGCUUUGAUGGAAGUAAAUUUACCUGCGGUUUUGAGAAGUGUGGGAUGACUUUCUCCAGAGCCAGAGACGUUCAGAGGCAUCUGAAGUGUGCUCAUCCAGAGCAUCUUAAACUGGAGAACAAAUACAACUCUCAUGACAGGGACAAGGGAGCAAAGGCUAGUGUUCAAAGUGAGGCAGGCAGGGAGGAGAAGGGUCAGAAUAAUGGCUCUCCUUCGCAGCAGCCAGCUGAGGAUGAAAAAACAGAACCGCCAGAGACCUCAGGUGCAAACUCCCUGAGCCUUGAGACUGUUGAUGAGAUCCUUUUUGGACUCAGUAGACUGAACCUGAGCGCUUCCUCAAGGGAAGACCUGACCCAUGUGGAUGCACUUCAACCCAACCAAGAUUCAAAGUCACCUCGGGUUUUUGCCACACCGGAAAAGAAACCCAGUGAGGAAGGCAGCGGCGAAACGUUGGCCUCAGCUAAGCCGUACGUGUGCAAACACUGUGGGUUCCGAACCGCCCAGAGUUACAGCCUGCUCCGACACUAUCACACCAUGCAUGGGUACAGUGUUGCAGACGCCAAGCAGAUGACGUCUUUGAAGGACACGUGCUUCAAGCCUUACGUUUGCCAACUUUGCUCCAAGAGUCACAGAGAAAAACACGUUUUGAGAGCCCACUACAUUCAGGUGCACAACUUCAGUGAGGACAUGGUGAACAAAAUAAGCUGCCUGCCUAUAAAGUCGGAGGAGAAAACACCAACUAAUGGCGUUCAGCCCGAACCUGUGCAACCUGAGUCACAGAACAUUUCAGAAGAAGAGGUGCCCAAAGUGGAACCACAACAUGAAGAAGAAAAGGUAGAAACUGCCCAUCAGAAUGGAGAGCAUUUGGAUAACAGUUCUCAAUCUGAAGAAAGCGAGAAGGAACUGGACUCCAAGGAAGUCGUGGCUGAGCAGAAAGUGGAAGAUACACAUGAUGCUCUGCCUCAGGUCCGAACGAGACGUUUGGUAGCUAAGGGAAACCUCUGCUAUAUACUGGAUCGAUUCAGUAAGCCAUUUCAUUGUGUCGCCAAAAACUGUGACGCAGCUUUUUCCACACAGAGCGGCCUCGUUCGACAUCUCCAGCUAGUGCACCACUACAAUCGCUCGCAGCUCUUGUUAGAAAACGAAAUCGAUGAUCUUUAUACUCCGGAAGUCAAGAAGGAGCCCACAAGGAGAAGGCAUCUUCCAAACCACGACGAACCCCAACCCCGAUACAAAUGCCACUUUGCCAACUGCGCUGCCUCCUACCACCUCAAUAGCAGCUUGCUGCGACACAUUAGGGACAGCCACUCCCAGCAUAAGGAGGCCAUCAAAUGCAAGUUUGAGGGUUGCACGCGGGUCUUUCUACACAAUGAUGCACUUAAAAAACACACACUUUAUAACCACUGCGAGUACUACGACUCCUUAGUAGUACGGCUCCAGAGUACUCACAAAAAAUCAAUCACCGGCUGCCAAAAAAAGCUGGUGUUGAAAUCCCAGGAUCCAAAGGCAGAUGAAGCUUCCACAGAAAGAGUGAGCCCAGAGCCUAAAGGAGACAGCCAAUCGGAAGAUGUUGACCAGGGGGAGGAGGGGGAGCAGAGUGGGUCCCUCGCAAAAGUCCCCGUCGGGAUUGUCUUUCGCUCUCACGAGGAAGCCUUACAGCUGUGUCAGGACAGGUGCUUGCGUGUCGCCUACCCUUGCCUGGUGCAAGACUGCGAUUCUGUCGUCAUGUGGGGGAGGAGCUUGAAGCGUCACUACAAGAGAAGCCAUCGCAUUUGUGCAACAUUUGUUAAUGAAAAUGAAGGUCAGCUCAUUUUGAACGCGGAGCAACUUGAAGAACUAAUUCAGAAGAAAUCGGCCGGGCAAACCGGAUUGUUUCCCCCGAAUGGUGUUCAGAGACUGUCAUAUCCAGGCAAACAGGAUGUUGAAACAAGGCAGUCUUCACCCACAGGUUUAACCUCCUGCAAAUCGGAAGCGACUGAGGAGCAUGAGCCAAAGGCAUUUCCAGAAGAAGAGGAGGAAGUGGAACUACCAACUGUGGAGAGGAAUGCUGUCCUUGUUGGAGCAGAUGAUGUGUUGUACGGAGAGCCCGGCACCGGCAGCCAUGUGGAUGACGCUGCUGCACCUCAAGAAGCUGACAAGCAGGAGAAGAAACUAAGCUGGGAGAAAAUAAAACCCUAUCUCCGGCCACUCACGGUCAACAUCAAAUCACCGUGCUCUGUGGUGAUCACCGCUGCCAAGAGCCACCAGGAUUCCAGCGGCAGCGACGGCACCAAAAUGGUGAAUGGCUCCGUCGUGCCACCUGUUCCUGUGCGGCAGCCCCUGAAGCGCAAGAACGAACUGUCAGAUCAGCCGUCAAACAUGAAGGACUCUCGAUCUCAAGGCGCUACUCCGUGCUCGGUGGACUUGACGGCUUAUAAACCAAUGAACUUCGAGUCGUCCUUUUUAAACUUCAUCCAGCAGAACCCGUCGAUAGAGAAACCCGUGCCAAUCGUAAAACACAGAGACUCUGUGAAGGAGAACAACCAAUUGGGGGUCCCCCAAAACCACAGCAGACACACCCACGCCUCUGCAAAGCCCCAUGCUGCAAAUAUCUCGCCAUCGGUCCUAAAACUGAAGUCCAUCAUGGACAAAGCAUUAACAGGAUGUGGAGACAUGGCUAUCAAGCAGCUUCAGUACCUCAGGCCUGUGGUUGUCCUGGGGAAGCCCGUGUGCACGGCCACAUUCACGCCAUCCGACAAAACAAAUGGGAACCUUGCCCUUGGGAGCUAAGCAGCAUUUUUACUCACUUAGAACUGUUCUCUGUGUCUCAGCCUUCAUUCGUCAGAUAUGGCAAACCUGAUUGUUUAGAGAAGCGAAUAUAGUGUCUUGUUUACUCCUCAAAAGUGUAUAUAAUGCUGGUCUACAAGAGAAAUGUACAGAUUUUCACAAUAUUAGAUGAGUGAUGAAUUCAAGCCAGGUAAAAAGGAAAAAAACAGAAACAUUGAAGUUGUUACAAAGCAAUAUAUUUGGUUAUUUUCCACUUGAGUUUUCUAUGUCAGUGUAGGGCUUAUCAGAAGAGUUUGGCCAACA
Messenger RNA from Synchiropus splendidus (mandarinfish), 5817 nucleotides. It is a transcript of the gene rlf, whose product is annotated as RLF zinc finger. Bases 112 to 5517 code for a protein of 1801 amino acids. The record is from RefSeq and is a predicted model, not a curated record. Gene Ontology annotation, molecular function: DNA-binding transcription factor activity, RNA polymerase II-specific; DNA binding. Gene Ontology annotation, biological process: regulation of transcription by RNA polymerase II. The transcript is spliced from 8 exons. Lineage: Eukaryota; Metazoa; Chordata; Actinopteri; Syngnathiformes; Callionymidae. Gene Ontology annotation, cellular component: nucleus.